Ananas comosus (pineapple) is the source of this 1004-nucleotide messenger RNA. RefSeq lists its product as uncharacterized. NCBI's taxonomy places the organism in Eukaryota, Viridiplantae, Streptophyta, Magnoliopsida, Poales, Bromeliaceae. The record is from RefSeq and is a predicted model, not a curated record. Bases 93 to 791 code for a protein of 232 amino acids. The transcript has 3 exons.
UAAAAUAAAUAACGGUUCGUGGCGUGGGGCGAGUCCAAAUCCCGACUCACUCCUCCUCGCUCUCUUCUCCCCCGACCUUCCUCCCCUCUCCCAUGGCGGCUGCGGCGGCGAUCGCCGCCCCACCGCGGCGCCGGAGCCUCGCCGGAGCCCUCCUCCCCUUCCUCCUCCGAUCUGGUCUCCGCUCCCUCUGGUCCUUCUCCUCCUCCUCGUCGUCCUCGUGUUUCGACGCCGAUCCGGACUCCUCCGCCGCCUCCUCCGCCGCGUCCUCUCGACAAUCGCAUCCGAAGAAGCUAAGCCACCGCCUCUCCGCCGUCAUCGACGCCGUCAACGAUCGCAAGCUCCCUCCCGAGCUCCGCGGCCGAUCCAACGCCAUCAGGUCGGAGACCGACAUAGUCAAUGUAGUGGAACAGAGAAUAUGGCACGCCAUGGAAGAAGGCCACUUUGAGAAGCUACCCGGGAAGGGGAAGCCUCUCGAUCUCAGCACGAACCCUCAUGCGGACCCUGCAGAAGACACCUUAUACAGAAUACUCUCCAGAAAUGGCUGUGCCCCCGAAUGGGUUGAACUGAACAAAGAAAUCCGUGGCAAGAUCGCGGAGUGGAGGUCGGCCUUGAAGGGAGCUUGGGCGAGGAGGUCAUACAAUGAGGGAUCCAAAUGGCGCGAGGACUCUGAAGCUCUCAAGGCGCAGAUGCGCGAAAUAAAUGACAAGGUUCUUCGUUACAAUCUCAUUGUGCCUUUUGGGCGCCAAAUGUUUGGUCUUAAAUGGGAGAAAGAGAUAGAUAAAUUGGAGUAGUGAGUUGGUACGUAUGUUUGUCUUAAGAUAAUAUGUAAUAAUAGGUCCAUAAAUAGGAGUAUAUUAUAUGCCAAUACGUGAGUUUCCUAGUGGGUGUAGAUUGUUUUUUUUAUUUUUUUACUUUUCGCCCUUUGUUUGCAAUAAUUGUUAAAUAUGUAAACCUUGUGCAUAUCUUAAAGAGUGAAAAACUCGGGAAAAUGUUAAAAUGGCUUU